AUAUAACUAACACGCGAUUGAAGCACAAGUCCGGGAAGCAACAGAAUGGGAGUCCACGGUCUCUGGGAACUACUGGCCCCCGUCGGCCGGCGCGUCUCCGUCGAAACCCUUACCGGAAAAACGCUCGCCGUCGACGCGAGCAUAUGGAUGGUGCAGUUCGUGAAGGCGAUGCGCGACGAGAAGGGCGAAAUGGUUCAAAACGCUCAUUUGCUCGGCUUCUUCCGCCGUAUUUGCAAGCUUCUGUUCCUACGGACGAAGCCAGUUUUCGUCUUCGACGGCGGAACCCCCGCCCUCAAGCGCCGCACAGUUAUCGCCCGCCGCAGACAGCGCGAAAACGCCCAAGCCAAAGUCCGCAAGACUGCGGAGAAAUUGCUACUCAAUCAUUUAAAGGCACUAAGGUUGAAGGAACUGGCUGAUGAUGUUAAGAACCAGAGGAUGAAGCUGGAUAGUGAUACUAAGGGUCAGAAAAAAUCUAUUGAGAAGGACUUUGUUGGCUAUGAUUUGGAAAGAAGUCAUCUGAAAGAGCUAGAUGAAAUGUCUGCAGCUAAAUUUGCAGCUAAGGUGGACCGAAAUUUUCCAACAAUAUUGACAAGCUGCAACCAGGAGGAACUUGAUGAAAUGUUGGCAGCAUCUAUAGCUGCUGAGGAAAAUGGAAUACUUGACAGAACAGGAGUGGCCUCUACUGUAAUUAAUCCUUCAGAAGGGGAAUGUUAUGCAGAUGAAGAUACUAUGCUGCAAUCAGUCAAUGCAGAAGUUGAUAUAGCAGUAUUAGCUGCUUUGCCAGAGUCAAUGCAGCUUGAUAUUCUCGCGCAGCUUAAAGGAAAGAAAACAGAAGGACUAGUAAAGGAAGUUGACAACCAGAAACAUGAGUAUAAUGAUCGGGGCAAAGGGAUUCUGCUCAGUGAAACUGACAUCGUAGGGUGUAGCUCAAGACAUGAUCAUGUGACAUCAAGAAUGUCAAAUCAAGACACAAUCGAUGAAAUGUUAGCUGCAUCUGUUGCUGCAGAGGAAAAUGAAAAAGUAAAUAAUGCAUCAACUUCCAUUGGGGCUUCCACUAUUGAGGAAGAGGAAGGUGACAAUGAUGAAAAUGAAGAGAUGAUACUGCCAGCUAUGCAUGGUGAAGUUGAUCCAGCUGUUCUAGCCUCUUUGCCUCCAUCAAUGCAAUUGGACCUUCUUGUUCAGAUGAGAGAGCGUCUGAUUGCAGAGAACAGACAAAAGUAUCAGAGAGUCAAGAAGGAUCCUGCAAAAUUCUCUGAGCUACAAAUACAAGCUUACCUUAAAACUGUUGCUUUUAGACGAGAGAUAGAUGAAGUACAGAAAGCUGCAGCUGGAGGAGGAGUAGGUGGUGUACAAACUUCGCGGAUCGCAUCUGAAGCCAACAGAGAAUAUAUAUUCUCAUCAUCUUUUACUGGUGAUAAACAGGAACUUACCUCCACUAGGUUAAAGAAAAAUAAAGAUACACAGCAGAAGAUGCCAGGAACACAUCCUUCACAGAAUCUUGCAAAUAGAAUUAUUGCAGGCAAUGAUUCUAAUCCUUCAGGUGGAUUGGUUCUCAAUGAACCUAGUGAGCCUGUUAACAGUAUUCAGACAUAUCUUGAUGAGAGGGGUCGAUUUCGUGUUAGUAGAUUGAGGGCUAUGGGGAUGCGUAUGACCCGUGAUAUACAAAGGAAUUUGGAUAUAAUGAAGGAGAUUGAGCAGGAAAGAGCAUGCGUGAACCAGGCUGCAAAUAUUGGAACAGUAGAAAUUGCAGGCAAUAAUGAUCCAUCAGAAAGUUCUGGGAUCCAGUUUGUUGGUAAUUCACGAGAGGUCAAUGUUGACUUAGUUGGAGAUAAUGGGCAAAAUGAACAAUCAAUGCCUGAUAAGGAUACUACUAUAGAUAUAUCUUUUGAAUACGAUUGCAAUAAUAAGUUUACAAAUGGUGAGGAUGAUAUUUUUUCCAGUUUAGUAGGAGGAAAUCCAGUGGCAAUCUUUUCUGCUGAUGAUACUGCAGAAACAGAGCUACCAUCUCAUUCUGAUUCAGAUGGUGGUUGGGAAGAAGGAAUUGUUGAAGGUAAGAAUAACAUUUUUCCUGAACAUGAUAAGGUAAAAUUGAAGUCUUCUGUUGCAGAUGAGGAUAAUAUUAACGAUGGUGGAGUAGAAUGGGAGGAAGGAGAUUGCGAUGGUGCUAACAGCACCUUACUGUCAGGAAAAUUGGCAUCUCAAGGUUGGUUGGAGGAGGAGUCUGAUUUGCAAGAGGCAAUAAGGAGAAGUCUUGAAAGUACAGGGGAUGGCAAACUUAAAUGCAUGUCAUCUCUAGAUAAGGAUUUGAAUGCUUAUGAGAACAAAUUGGAUCACAGUUUAGAACAUCGAGAUGAUCUGCAUUGUUCUGUCCUAGUGAAUUUAAAUGAAAACCUUGGGUUCCUGAAUCAUAAAGAUAGUAUGAACAGUUUCACUUUGUGUAGGGAACACAGUAAUGAACAAAAUGAAUUACAUGAAAUUGAAGACAGAUAUAAAAAGCAUGAUUAUGUGGCUGGAAAUAAUGCACAAACUUCCCAUUUUAAUGGAAGUCAGCCAAAGUCAUCUGUGACAAUAAAUUCCAGUAACGCAGAGAUAUUGAUUGACAAACCUUGCGGAUUGGACAGACACUCUUGUUCUGAAGAUUCAAUUUCAGAUGCAAAUGUAAUGUUGAAGGAUGAGGUCCCCAUGGUUGCAGAGCAAUUAUUGGAUGAACAUGAUGAAGGUAAAGUGUCUUUCUAUUGCAACAAUACAUCCAAGGUUGAUCCACUUGCUGAAACUCAAGAAGAGAAACAGAACUAUAGUAAGGAAUCUAAAGCAUUGAGUAAAUCUACUGACAAUACCAAACCAGCUAUUCUUUUGGUGGAAUCAUCCUUGAAAGGAUCAAAAGAAGACCUUGAUAUUGAGCCAAAAUUGCCUUCAGAGAACAAUAAUGGAAAUUUCUAUGAGGAAAUAACUAGUAGCCUUGGAAAAGAUGCAGUUAAGAUGCUGGGAGAUUUUCCUGCUCAUGCACCUGAGGUUAGACUGGAGGAAGAAAUGCAAAUUCUUGGUCAAGAAUAUAUCAACCUAGAAAAUGAGCAGAGGAAGCUAGAGCGUAAUGCAGAAUCUGUAAACAGUGAAUUGUUCACCGAUUGUCAGGAACUACUGCAAAUGUUUGGCUUGCCAUAUAUUAUUGCUCCAAUGGAAGCAGAAGCACAAUGUGCUUAUCUGGAAAUUGCAAAACUAGUUGAUGGGGUUGUGACCGAUGAUUCUGAUGUCCUUCUGUUUGGGGCACGCAAUGUUUACAAAAAUAUAUUUGAUGACCGCAAAUACGUAGAGACAUACUUCAUGGAGGACAUUGAAAAGGAGCUUGGAUUGACCAAAGAAAAAUUAAUACGCAUGGCUCUUCUUCUUGGGAGUGAUUAUACUGAAGGUGUAAGCGGGAUUGGCAUUGUUAAUGCUAUUGAGGUUGUGAAUGCGUUCCCUGAGGAAGAUGGCCUCCUGAAAUUCCGGCAAUGGGUUGAGUCACCAGAUCCCACCAUCCUUGGAAGAUUGGAUACUAAAAGUGGAUCCAGUAGCAGAAAGAAAGGGUCAAAAGUAGAAGAAAAAAUACAUUCCUCAAAUUGCAAUGUUAGCAAGUCUGCAUCAGACCAGAACAUCCCCCAUCCGCAGGAGCAAAAGGAGUUACCAGAUUACAACCAAGAAAUAAAGCAAAUUUUCUUCGAUAAGCAUAGAAAUGUUAGCAAGAAUUGGCAUAUUCCUUCUUCUUUUCCGAGUGAAACAGUUAUAUCUGCUUACUCUGCUCCACAUGUUGAUAAGUCAACUGAUCCCUUCACGUGGGGAAAGCCAGAUCAUCUUAUUCUUCGCAAAUUGUGCUGGGAGAAAUUUGGGUGGACUGGCCAAAAAGCAGAUGAGUUGCUAUUACCUGUGUUAAAGGAAUAUAACAAACAUGAGACUCAACUGCGAUUAGAAGCAUUUUACAGUUUCAAUGAAAGAUUUGCAAAAUUCCGUAGCAAGAGAAUUAAGAAAGCAGUAAAAGGAAUCACUGGUCAGCAGCCUUCAGAUUUGAUAGAUGAUUCUGCAAAAUUGUACAAGAAUAGGAAGGAUGGGAAAGAACCUGAGGAUAGCAAAUUGGAGAUUUCAAGCAGAACAGAGGAAAGUCUUGAAGGUAGGGAAUCAAAAAUAAAGCAAUCAAGGAAAAGGAAGGAUGAUGGGGAUACUGUUGCUAAAGUGCAGUCAAAGAAAAAGAAAAUCAUUGAUGAUCCAUCUUCUGCACCUGGUACAUCUGAGGUGGAGAAUUUACAGCCGUGUAUGCAGACAAAAGAGCAGCGUGAUGAUGAGGCAAUGAUUUGGAAUAGAAGGGGCAGAGGAAGAAGUAGUAGAGGUACGGGAAUGAAAAAAGGAAGGAAGAAGAAAAGUCAUGCUGAAACCUCAUCUAGUAGUAGUGACAUUGAAGAUCAUGAGCCAAUAGUGCAUGCAGAUAAGGUUCCAACAGAAGUGCGAAGGUCAAUGCGAUGUCGGAAACCUGUCAACUAUUCUUUCGAAGACCUUGAAAUUGAAGAUGCUGAUGAUUCAUUUGAUCAGAGCAAUCAGACUUGUUUUCUUGAAGUGCCAAUAGAAGAGAAUUUAUCUCAUAUUCAUGGUGCAUGCGAUGAUUUUGCAACUGAGUUUAGCAUGGGGAAAGAAUGCAGUGCAAAGAAUUUUCCUCUAAAGGAUAACUUGCCCAGUCAUCUUAAGUCAGAAGGUUGGUUUCACACUGAUGCUGGUCAAACUAGUCAUCCCGGGACUGGCAACCACGUGUCUUCUGAUGACUACCUUAAAAUGGGAGGUGGAUUCUGUUUAGAUGAUAGUGAGACAGGUAACCAGCAUAAUUCAAUUGAUUGUGUGCAUACUGCAACAGUGAAUUAUAGUGCUGAAUUUCCACGUUCUGAUUUUUUGGAUGAAACUGACCGUGAUAAAAAUAAUUCAGAUAGAUUGUUGUCUGACACUGAAAAGGCUGAUAAUGGAAUACAAGAUGGAGCGGCCUCUUGUAAAUUCAAUAAAGAAUCAAAUGACCUUGUAAAUGCUAGUAGUUAUGAUCAUUCUUACAUAGGGGACUCGAUACUAGAGAAUGCUCAUAACAAUAGUGGAGCCUCCACUGGAGCUUUUAGUGCUAUGCCGUUUUUGAGAAGAAGAAGGAAGAACUGAAACUUUGGAUUUCCGGUUUGUGCUUAUUUCUGCUAACACUUCAACUUGUUUGGUUUCUUAUUAUGUAUUUUCUUGUUCCAUUUGAUUGUAAGGACAGGGGUUCUUGGAAAAGCUGGGUUUAAAUUUAUAAUUCCUCGUGCCAUGUGUAUCUUGCACAUAUGCUUUAUCAUCAAGAAAAUGUUAAUUGCCAUGUGGCUAUAAUG
This is a messenger RNA of Abrus precatorius (Indian licorice), 5363 nucleotides long. RefSeq names its product DNA repair protein UVH3. Gene Ontology annotation, cellular component: nucleus. The record is from RefSeq and is a predicted model, not a curated record. Gene Ontology annotation, biological process: nucleotide-excision repair. Lineage: Eukaryota; Viridiplantae; Streptophyta; Magnoliopsida; Fabales; Fabaceae. The transcript is spliced from 19 exons. Gene Ontology annotation, molecular function: single-stranded DNA binding; DNA endonuclease activity. The coding region runs from base 46 to 5160 and encodes 1704 amino acids.